Molecule: messenger RNA, 2349 nt
Organism: Saccoglossus kowalevskii
Lineage: Eukaryota; Metazoa; Hemichordata; Enteropneusta; Harrimaniidae
Product: calcium-independent protein kinase C-like
Biological process (GO): protein phosphorylation
Molecular function (GO): ATP binding; diacylglycerol-dependent serine/threonine kinase activity
Source: RefSeq, a predicted model, not a curated record
CCCCUUUUAGCGACUCCGUUCACCCUUUGUAUUGUGUAAUAACCAUCUAUUGGAUCCCCGGCGGUCUUUUGAUAAUUGUGUGUGUCGUGGGUGUUGUUAAAAGACACGAACAUGCCAGUUUUUAACGGGUCGAUGCGGCUGAAAGUGUACGAAGCCGUCGAUCUGAAGCCGACAGAUUUCUCUACACGACAUGCCCUCAGCAUUAACAGCAAACAGUUGCAACUGAUCGACCCGUAUAUGACAAUCACUGUUGAUGAUCAUCAUAUCGGACAGACGACCACAAAGCAGAAGACGUAUAGGCCGUUUUGGGAUGAAGAGUUCCAAACCGAAGUGCACCGUGGCAACAGCGUGAGCUUCACUGUGUUUCAUAGCGCGGCCAUCCCUCCUGAUGAUUUUGUCGCCAACUGUACUGUUGCUUUCGAGGAUUUGUUACAGACGUGUCACAGUCACAAAGUUGCCGAUAUUUGGAUUGAUCUUGAGCCAACCGGAAGAAUACACGUUGUGAUCGAAUUGCAAGGAUCUUCGUCGGAAGAACAAAUGAAGCUUAAGCAACCAAUUGCGGCAGCUGGAGGCAAGAAGUUACAAAAUGAGGCUACUGGAGAAUCUGUUGUCAAGAGAGAAUUCAAGCAGCGGGAGAAUGCGAUGAAGAGGCGUCGUGGAGCUGUUAGGAGGCGUGUACAUCAAGUCAAUGCUCACAAAUUCAUGGCAACUUUUCUACGGCAACCUACUUACUGUUCUCAUUGCCGGGACUUUAUAUGGGGUCUGGGUAAACAAGGAUAUCAAUGCCAAGUGUGUACGUGUGUGGUUCACAAGCGCUGUCAUGAACAGGUAGUGACGAGAUGUCCUGGAAGUACCAGGGAUACUGCCAUAGAUGAGGAGAAACUUGGACCUCAGCGAUUUAACAUUAACAUGCCACAUAGAUUUGAUGUUCACAAUUACAUGCGACCAACUUUCUGUGAUCACUGCGGCUCUCUGCUUUACGGUCUUCUUAGACAAGGUCUUCAAUGUUCAGCUUGUAAGAUGAAUGUUCACAAGCGGUGUCAGAAAAACGUUGCAAAUAAUUGCGGUAUCAACCCAAAGGAAAUGGCUACCAUACUCGCUGAAAUGGGCGUGACAGGAGACAAACUAUCUGUGCGAAAGAAGAAGGCCCUUAUCAGUGAGACUCCAAAAUCUCCUUUAUCCGAGUCGCAAACAGCUCCAUCGGCUGCAGGCAAAGACGACCGAUCAAGCGAUAAGGAAGAUGACAUGUGUAAAGAUCUUGCCAGGUCGUUUAUUUCUAGUCCGGGAGACAUAGGCACGAGGCCCAAGUCUGAUGGCUCAGCCUUGAACAGGGCCGAGAGACCUGUCUGCCUUAAUGAUUUUAAUUUUAUCAAAGUACUAGGAAAAGGCAGCUUUGGAAAGGUUAUGUUAGCUGAGUUCAAGGGUUCAGACGAAGUGUAUGCGGUGAAGGUACUGAAAAAAGACGUGAUUAUACAAGACGAUGAUGUGGAAUGUACCAUGACUGAAAAGAGAGUGCUUGUACUUGCCAGUAAACAUCCUUUUCUCACUGCUCUACAUUCCUGUUUUCAGACGAAGGAUCGCCUUUUCUUUGUAAUGGAGUAUGUGAAUGGUGGAGAUCUCAUGUUUCAGAUUCAAAGAGCACGAAAGUUUGAUGAGCCGAGAGCUCGUUUUUAUGCAUCCCAAGUUACAUGUGCAUUACAAUUUUUACAUAGACAUGGUGUUAUUUAUAGAGAUUUGAAGUUGGAUAAUAUUCUCCUUGAUGCAGAGGGGCACUGUAAAUUAGCUGAUUUUGGUAUGUGUAAAGAAGGCAUCAUGGACGACAAACUAACAAGUACUUUCUGUGGUACACCAGAUUAUAUCGCCCCAGAGAUUUUGCAAGAGCUUGACUAUGGACCCUCAGUGGAUUGGUGGGCACUAGGCGUACUCAUGUAUGAAAUGAUGGCCGGACAACCUCCAUUUGAAGCUGAUAAUGAAGAUGAUUUAUUCGAAUCAAUUCUCCAUGAUGAUGUGCUCUAUCCAGUGUGGCUUAGUAAAGAAGCCACGGCUAUUCUGAAAGCGUUUAUGACCAAGAACCCAGCCAAGAGACUUGGAUGUAUGGAGUCCCAGGGUAUGGAGAAAGCCAUCAGAGAUCACGCAUUUUUCAGAGAUAUUGAAUGGGAAGCUCUUGAAACUAAGAAAAUCAAACCACCCUUCAGACCUAAAAUUAAAACAAAGAAAGACGCCAACAACUUUGAUCAAGACUUCACCAAAGAGGAGCCAGUGUUGACCCCAACGGAGCCAGCUGUUAUCAAAUCAAUCAACCAGAAUGAGUUCAAGGAGUUCUCCUACAUCAAUCCUGACAUGCAGUGA